CCCCAGCAGAGAAUCUCAAAUUUUGGUGUGAGAGUGGGCUGGAUCAAGAUGGAUUUCAAAAAAAACUAAUUGACAGAAAAAUUGGAUUUGGUGUUUUUACCACCCAGCAGUUUUCAAAGGGUAGUUUUCUUUUGGAGUAUGUGGGAGAAAGAAUUACUCCAGAAGAAGCAGAAGAAAGAGAGAAAAGGAAGAAGAGGGGUCACUGCUACGUUUAUUAUUUUAAGUGGAAUGGAAUGCGUUGAGCUUGAUAAUGAUGCAGAUGAUGAUGACCCAUUUGAGUUGAAAAGUAAAAAAGAGAACCGUCUGGAGGUGGAAAGUGAUGAAGAUCCCGUUACAGCACAUGAACAUGUUCCACAGAAUGACAAGGACCAUGUUGCAUCAUAUCUUGCACAGCCUAGCACAGAGAACCGUCUGGAGGUGGAAAGUGAUGAAGAUCCCGUUACAGCACAUGAACAUGUUCCACAGAAUGACAAGGACCAUGUUGCAUCAUAUCUUGCACAGCCUAGCACAGAGAACCGUCUGGAGGUGGAAACUGAUGGAUCACUUGAAGAGGAUCCAGUUACAGCACAAGAACAUGUUCCACAGAAUGACAAGGACCUUGUUGCAGCAUAUCUUGCACAGCCUAGCACAGAGAACCGUCUGGAGGUGGAAACUGAUGGAUCACUUGAAGAGGAUCCAGUUACAGCACAAGAACAUGUUCCACAGAAUGACAAGGACCUUGUUGCAGCAUAUCUUGCACAGCCUAGCACAGAGAACCGUCUGGAGGUGGAAAGUGAUGAAGAUCCCGUUACAGCACAUGAACAUGUUCCACAGAAUGACAAGGACCAUGUUGCAGCGUAUCUUGCACAGCCUAGCACAGAGAACCGUCUGGAGGUGGAAACUGAUGGAUCACUUGAAGAGGAUCCAGUUACAGCACAUGAACAUGUUCCACAGAAUGACAAGGACCUUGUUGCAGCAUAUCUUGCACAGCCUAGCACAGAGAACCGUCUGGAAGUGGAAACUGAUGAAGAUCCUGUUACAGCACAUGAACAUGUUCCACAGAAUGACAAGGACCAUGUUGCAUCAUAUCUUGCACAGCCUAGCACAGAGAACCGUCUGGAGGUGGAAACUGAUGGAUCACUUGAAGAGGAUCCCGUUACAGCACAUGAACAUGUUCCACAGAAUGACAAGGACCUUGUUGCAGCAUAUCUUGCACAGCCUAGCACAGAGAACCGUCUGGAGGUGGAAAGUGAUGAAGAUCCCGUUACAGCACAUGAACAUGUUCCACAGAAUGACAAGGACCAUGUUGCAUCAUAUCUUGCACAGCCUAGCACAGAGAACCGUCUGGAGGUGGAAACUGAUGAGGAUCCAGUUACAGCACAUGAACAUGUUCCGCAGAAGGAUGAAGACCUUGUUGCAACAAAUGAACAUAUACCACACAUUCCACAGGAUGAUGAAAACCCUGUUGCAGCACAUGUACAUGACCCACAGAUUCCAAAGACUAAUAUUGAAUAUUAUGUAGAAGAUUCUAAUGAUAGUAGCAUCAGCAUUGUCUGGAAGGAACUAUCAUCAGUGAAGGAAUCUGACAGUUAUAUAUUAUGUCCCAUUACUGGUCAGUUUGUGAGAGCAUGUGGAAAUGAACUUAUCUAUACCAAGGAGGACUCAGAUGCUGCAUUUUCGGAUGUUGAGGACUUGGCUGAUGCUGGAAAGCCCUUUCAUCGUUUAGUGAACAAUAAAGUCAAAGUCAAAAGAAUUCGGAAAAUCAAUGGGAGGAGACCAUAUAACAAAAAGCUAUGCUGUUAUUUUUGUGGUAAAGUGUUCAACCACAGGAUUCAGAAGCAUCUAGAAAAUGGGCACAAACAUGAACUUAUGGUUGCUCAGGCCUGUGCCAAAAAUUCAAAGCGUGAAAGAGACAGGUUGUUUGAUAAACUUAAAAAUCUAGGAAAUUUUAAAUACAACAUAGAAGUGCUCAAGGAAGGAAGUGGAGAUUUAAUAGUGUGCAGAAGACCAAGCAAAGAAACCCUGACAUCAUUGGAUUACUUACCAUGCAUUCAUUGUUAUGGAUUUUUCUCUAAAAAGGAACUGUGGAGGCAUACAGGAAAAUGCUCUUUUAAGAACACCAAAUUAAAAGACCAACGAGGCAUCAUCGCAAGAUCCAGGCUUUUACUUGCAGGGGGUAUAGACUUCUGUGCAGAAAAGGAAGAUUUCAGAGUCUGUGUAUCAGAAGAACUGAAAGAAACUGUUUUGUUAAAAAUGCGCCAAGACGAGGUGUACAGUGCUCUUGUUGAUGACCCAUUAAUCAUACAGUUUGGACAAGUGCUAAUAAAGCAGUUGGGACCCAGAAGAACAAACUAUGUUUCACAAAGAAUGAGACAACUGGCCCGAUUAAAAACCAAAAUAAAUGAGUUGUUGAAUAAAGAGAAUGAUCUACAUUGUUAUAUCACUCCAAAGCACUUUGAUACAGUUGUUAAAGCAGUCCAAGACUUGGCUGGUUACCAUCAGAAUGAGCAGAAAAUAUCUGUAUUUUCUACUCCAUCUCUGGCGUUAAAUCUUGGACAUAAUUUAGUGAAGGUUGCAGAAAUCAGAAGAGGCAAUGCCAUAAGAAAAAUGGAUGAAACAAUGAAGAAAGAAUGUGAUGGAUAUUUGGAAAUUCAUAGCUCAGACUGGGCACCUGCAGUAUCAUCUGUAGCUUUAGCUACUCUGCAGACAAAUAAAUUUAAUAAGCCUUUGGCACUCCCUGUAACCAGUGACCUUGUAUUAUUAAAAAACCACCUGGAUGAACAAAUAAGUGAAUUGACAAAAGAUUUGGAAAAGGAAGGAGAAAAUGCUACCCUCUGGAAAAAGUUAGCUGGAGCAGCUAUGACUAGAAUUAUCCUUUUUAACAAACGGCGAAGUAGUGAAGUUUCUAAACUUCUGUGUGCUAGUUAUGAAAACCGUCAAAACUGGGAAGAAACCAUGAAUGAAGAAAUAGCAAGUGGUCUGAAGCCAAUGGAGAAGAUCUUACUGAAGAGACUACAUAUGGUGGAAACACAAGGAAAACAAAACAAAAGAUGCCCAGUUCUGCUCACUGAAACCAUGAUUAUUGCAUUAGAUUGUCUCAUGAAACACAGAGAGGGGUGCGGAAUCUCCUCAUCGAACCCCUUCGUGUUUGCCAGCCCAACAAGUGCAAGUAACCAUAUAGACCCCUGGACAUCCAUGAACAGGCUGGCAAAAGAGGCUGGUUGUGAGCAACCAUAUCUGAUUUCAUCUAGUAGACUUAGAAAGUACCUAGCAACAGUGUGCCAGAUACUGGAUCUGGAAGACCACGAGCUUGAAUGGGUUUCAAGACAUUUGGCACAUAACAUUAAUACUCACAAGCAACAUUACAGGCAGCAUGACGCCACAGUCGAGAUAGCAAAAGUAGGAAGUCUCAUGAUGGCUGCAGAUGAGGGGCAACUACGAAAAUUUGCAGGAAAGAAAUUGUCUGACAUAGAUGUAACAGAAUUAGUACUACCUUUGGAAGAUGGGGAAGAUGGGGAAUUGAUUGAUUCUGGGGUAAAUGAAGAAGACAUUCUUGAUGCUGAGCUUUGUGGGCCUAUCCCCAUUCCCAAGACACAGAAAAUAAGCACUGGUGCACAUAAAGUAGAAGACCAGGAUGCUGGACUUUCAUACCAAAACCAACAUGUAAACAGGAAGAGAAAAGUUGCUUUCAAUGCAGAAAUAGAUCAAGAUUCUUAUGAGGAAGACGAGGAUUAUGUCCCAUCUGAUAAUGAAUCGUCGGAAGAACCAUCAUGCACCACUUUACCAUCAAAGAGAAAAAAAUGGACUGUGGAUGAGGAGAAUGUCCUUAGAUUUGAAUUUAAUAAGAACUUUAAAGAUAAAAACAUACCAAGAAAUGCAGAAGCACUGAAAGUAAAAAACAAAUACAAAUUUCUUGCUGAUAGAAAUAUUCAUCAGAUAAAGAGUAAAGUGCAACAUAUGCUGAGACGUAAAUGAGUUAACAAAGUUAGGAUUUUUGUCAUGCAGUCAAACAUGAUUCUGUGAUAAACUUUAUAAACUGGAACAGUUACUCCUGAAAAAUUAAAUAAAUUCCUUGGACUAAUUUUUUGAUCACCUGAGUUAACAAAGAUGUAGAUACCUGUAUGCACUCUCUGCUUCCUGUCUGCAUCAUUUGUCCCUGAGGUGUGACCUUAUGGUUGUUUUUUUAUUCAUUUUAUAAUGAUAUUGUCAGCAUUAUGAUAUUAUAAUGUCUUAUGUGUAACUUUUUUUGUUAAAAGUUAAGUGAACAUGAUUGAAAUAUUAUGAGAGUAUAUACCCCAUGAUAAUUAUCUGCAUCAAUUGUCCCUGGGGUGUGGUUUGAAGUGCAUUAGUGUAAAGAUGUUAUGAGUAUGGCAUAUAUUGCCUAUAUUUUAAAAGUAUAUUACAAAUGCACGUUAGAAAUACUUAUAGUUUAAAAAGACAGUUAUGUUACAUAUCUAAUGGGUAGGUUAUGAAAAAUGUUACAGUGUAUUAUAUCUCCCCAUUGGGGGUUAAAAUCAAACACUUGCUGCAUGCAAGUACAAUGGGACUGUGGCACCUCUGGUUUUUAGCUCUACUGGUCAUAGACCAGAAGAGCUUAUGUGAUGGCAAGGUGUCCUUUGUGUCCUUUGUCUUUUCCCUGUCUGUGUAGUCUGUCUGUCUGUUUCUCUCUGUGUGAACAAUUUUUAAAAUGCUACUUCUCCUACAGUUUUUGUCUCAUUUAAAUAAAACUCAGUACAUAUGUAGUCUGCAUCAAGAUACAUAAUUCUGACUAUGGUUCUUGAUUUCAAUGAAUGAAAUUGCCAUGGUUACAAAAAUUAUAAUAAUCUGUGAAAUUGUUUCCAAUACUAGUUCUACAGUUUUGUUCGAUUUGAAUUUAAUAAUUUCACUAGUAGAUUGCAUAAAAACCCACAAUUCUGUUUUAUCAGUUUUUCAUUUCAUUGAAUGGUGUUGUCAUGGUUAUUAGUAGAAUUAUCUGUAAAAUUCUUUCAAAAUGUUACUCCUUCUACAGUUUUGUUAGGAUUUUAAUUGAAUCAAUUACAGGCUUAAACCAGUCGAGCUACAGUCUUAUCAGAGACUUGCAUAUUUAUAGACCAUGAAUCAAAUUAGACUUUAUAAUUAAAUGAAAAAGAAAGAAUGCAAAUUAAAUAUCCUUUCUUCAAUGACACUUAUUUUCAGCAAAUCUUUUCUUAUGUGUUGUUUUAUUAUUUACAAAAAAUGGAAAACAAUAAUCCCUAAGAUGUAAUGUUUUAUCAAUAUCAAGAACGUUCACAUUUAAUUGUCUUGUGUAUGAAAUAAUGCAUGAAACAUUUUCUUAACUUUGAGAAAUAAAAUUUAAUCUUGAACUGAUAAAAGUGUUACCUUUUUAGUGUUAUAUUACCUCUGCAAAUAAAGGUG
Molecule: messenger RNA, 5373 nt
Organism: Saccostrea echinata
Lineage: Eukaryota; Metazoa; Mollusca; Bivalvia; Ostreida; Ostreidae
Exons: 23
Coding region: 139-3954 (1271 amino acids)
Source: RefSeq, a predicted model, not a curated record